AUGCUUAACUUUGUUCUUUUUUUUUUUUUUUUAGCUGCUACCCAAGCUGCUUGUAAUCCCGAUGAACCUACUUUCUUACAAUCCGUCGAAAAUUACUAUGAUCACGCAGCUAAUCUCAGUGACGUACAGUCACAUACAUUGGCUCAUUUACGUGCUGUUGAUAGUGUCCUACGUGUCACUUUUCCGAUAGAAAUUGAAGACGGAAAAUAUGAAGUUAUUGAAGGUUAUCGCGCCCAACACUCUCGACACCGUUUACCUGUCAAAGGUGGUAUCCGUUUCUCUGAAGAAGUUGACUUGCAAGAAGUUGAAGCACUGGCUUCUCUCAUGACGUACAAGUGUGCUGUUGUAGAUGUACCAUUUGGUGGCGCUAAAGGUGGUAUCAAGAUUGAUCCUUCAAAAUACACAGUCGAGCAACUUGAGAGAAUCACCCGUCGAUACACGAUGGAACUCUGUCAAAAGAAAUUUAUCGGCCCUGGCCUUGAUGUUCCAGCUCCUGACGUUGGUACUGGACCUAGAGAAAUGGCAUGGAUUAUGGAUACAUAUGCUCAAUUCAAUAUAGGCGAUGUCAAUGCUGCUGGUUGUGUUACUGGCAAGCCUCUAUCAUUAGGUGGUGUACGUGGUCGUAAUGAAGCCACCGGUUUAGGUGUUUAUUAUGGUAUCCGUGAAUUCCUUAGUUAUCCCGAAGUGCAAAAGAAGACAGGCGUUAGUGGAAAGAUAGAAGAUGUAUCUGUGGUUAUCCAAGGAUUCGGUAAUGUAGGCUACCAUGCUGCUAAAUUCUUUGAAGAAAAUGGUGCCAAGGUUAUAGGUAUUGGUGAAAGAGACUGUGCUAUAUAUGACCCUAAUGGUUUGAAUAUUGAGAAUCUCUAUAAGCAUCACCGUGCCAACAGAACCUUCCGUGGAUAUGAUUCAUCUGCUCAAAUCAUUGACGAGCCAACCAAGAUCCUCGAAGCUGAAUGUGAUAUCUUGAUCCCUGCUGCCCUCGAACGUCAGAUUGGUUUGCGUAACGUUUCCAAUAUUAAGGCCAAGAUCAUUGGUGAAGCUGCCAAUGGUCCCGUUACACCUUCUGCACACUCCCUCUUGGAAGACAGUGGCAAGGUUAUUAUUCCCGAUUUACUCUUGAACGCGGGUGGUGUCACUGUGUCCUAUUUUGAAUGGCUCAAGAAUUUAUCCCAUGUGCGAUUUGGCCGUAUGAACAAGAAGUGGGAUGAACGUGCACGAUCCAAGGUAGUUGCCCUUGUAGAAGAAAAUGCUGGUAGACCCUUAACAGAAGCCGAAAGAAAGGCCAUUGUACAUGGUGCUGAAGAAGCUGACCUGGUUUACUCUGGCCUUGAAGAUACCAUGAUUCAAGCAUGCCACGAAACAAGACAAACCGCUCAAAUCAAAAAGGUAGACUAUAGAACAGCUGCUUAUAUCAAUGCUAUCCAAAAGAUUGCUACCGUCUAUGAGGGCUCAGGUAUGCUGUUUAUGCAUUAG
Molecule: messenger RNA, 1473 nt
Organism: Rhizopus microsporus ATCC 52813
Lineage: Eukaryota; Fungi; Mucoromycota; Mucoromycetes; Mucorales; Rhizopodaceae
Product: glutamate dehydrogenase
Exons: 5
Coding region: 1-1473 (490 amino acids)
Biological process (GO): L-glutamate catabolic process
Cellular component (GO): mitochondrion
Molecular function (GO): L-glutamate dehydrogenase (NAD+) activity
Source: RefSeq, a predicted model, not a curated record